This is a messenger RNA of Linum trigynum, 740 nucleotides long. The record is from the annotation of a GenBank genome assembly. NCBI's taxonomy places the organism in Eukaryota, Viridiplantae, Streptophyta, Magnoliopsida, Malpighiales, Linaceae.
UCCAAUGUCAAGGAAUAACACUGAGCUAUAAAAACCAAGUCCGCUGGUUACAACGAUUGCUCACACAAAACACACAACAACAACAACAACAACAACAACAACAACAACAACAACAAGAUCACUGAAAUGAAUUACAGUUCGAAACUCGCAGUAGCUGCCAUCGUCGUUCUGGGUAUGGUUUCGAGCCUUGCUUACGGCAAAUUCCCAGACAUGACAAUCAUGAAGGGACCAGACUGCACGGGCAGGUCCGAGAGCAAGUUCUACAACCACAACGUGGCGCGCCUCGUAAAUACGUUGGUGGACCGGACGAGGCAUGGAUACAGAGACGAGAACAACGACUUCUCUUUCAGGCACAGCAUGCCGAAUCGCAACCCUGGAUCCCCGACAGGCGGCGCCGUUUGCUACGAAGACCUGGGAAAGUACGACUGCUGGAACUGUCUCUUGACAGCGAAGAACAAAAUCCGCGCGGGCUGCCACAAGCCAAUUUCGGCGGAACUCGUCCUCCAGGAUUGCUCCAUCUGGUUCAGGAUGAUCCCUUAACUUGAAUAGAACGUACUCUGCAAAUUAUGUGCUUGGGAUCCCACCUUUAUCUGCUAUCUAUCCAUUUUAUUACACUUAUUAGUUUCUUCCAUGUUGAUCCGUCAAAAACAUGUUUACAUGUUAUUCUCUUUGUUUCCUCGUUCCAUGUGGCAUGUAAUGUGAUAAUAUCAUGGUAAUACUAUUAAACCAUUUUAUUCAAA